Aspergillus mulundensis is the source of this 555-nucleotide messenger RNA. RefSeq lists its product as uncharacterized. The transcript has a single exon. The record is from RefSeq and is a predicted model, not a curated record. NCBI's taxonomy places the organism in Eukaryota, Fungi, Ascomycota, Eurotiomycetes, Eurotiales, Aspergillaceae. Bases 1 to 555 code for a protein of 184 amino acids.
AUGCGUCUCACUUCAAUCUCCAUCUCCCUCGCCCUCCUCUCUCCUCUAGCGCUCGCAUCCCCAAACCUAGCCGCAGAGAGCAAUAACGCCAUCCUCAAGCGCGCCCCCGUGCCCAUGCAACCCCUAGUCGGCCGCCAACUAGGCCAAUCUCCCGUCCACAUUCUCGCCCGAUCCCCUCAAAACAACGACGACAAUGACUGCGAUAGCGACGAGCGAAGAUGCGGCAACGCCUGCGUGGACGAAGACUGGACCUGCUGUCCCGAUAAUGUGAGCGGCGGCUGCCCCAGUGAUAAGGAAUGUCUCAGGGUCGACGGGGUGUGGGGAUGCUGUCCUGAAGGCGAGGACUGUCGGUGGGAUGAUGAUGACGAUGACGACGACGACGACCGGAAUAUCUUUGAUCGCAUUGGAGACGGAAUCGAUGAUCUUGGGGAUGAUAUCGAGGACACCUGGAAUGAUAUUGUGAAUGAUGACGAUGACGAUGCGGCGGGCAUGCUGAAGCCUGGGCUUGGUGUUGCGUUGCUGGCGGCGGUUGUUGCUGCGGUGCUGCCGGCUUAG